AUGGUUGGCGUGACUAGACGGAAGAAGAGUAUCUUUCGAAACAUUCAUAGCAUAUACACAUACGACCAUAGGGUGUGGAGAACAGGGCUUCCCGUCCGCUCAGCCGUACUUAAGCCACACGCCGGCCAGUUAGUAGUAUGGUGGGUGACCACAUGCGAAUCCUGGCUGUUGUAUGUUUUUUGCAUUUCUUAUUUUGUCAUGGAGAUUCAAUCAACCAGGGCGGUGCAGGCAUCCAACAUUCAUAUCUACCUUAUUCCACCACCAAGCUUUGCAAAAUCCUAUUGA
Penicillium daleae is the source of this 285-nucleotide messenger RNA. NCBI's taxonomy places the organism in Eukaryota, Fungi, Ascomycota, Eurotiomycetes, Eurotiales, Aspergillaceae. The record is from RefSeq and is a predicted model, not a curated record.